AUGGGAGUUAUUAUUAGGAUUGUGGUCAACUCGUUGCUUGAGUAUGGCAAGCAGGAAAGACAAGUAUUCGAAAGAGUAGGCCCGGUGAUGAGCUCCAAGAUAGUGGGUUUAAGUGGCAUGGGGUUGUGGUGCCUUUUGGCCAGAGAGCUUAAUGAUUGGAAUAAAAGUAAGUUGACGUGCCUUGUAAAAGUACAGCAAGUAGCUCUUGUGAAGCAGUAUGGUGCAGCAGAAAGCACCCUGUCUAGGGGUCAACAAACCUGUGUUCUGGUGUCAGUUCUGCUCCUAGCUUCCUUUUAUGAAGUUUAUUUAUUUAUUUCGAGAGAGACAGAGAGUAUCUAUUCAGGUCCACCUGAAGAAAGUGCUACACCUCCAGUGCCUCCACCUCGAGUGACAGCAAGAAGGCACAAACCAAUCACAAUUUCAAAGCGCUUGUUGCGAGAAAGAACAGUUUUUUAUACUUCUUCUGUGGAUGAAAGUGAAGAUGAAAUCCAACAUCAAACACCCAAUGGUGUUAUCACCAGCAGUAUAGAACCCCCCAAGCUACCACAAUACCCCAAACUGCCUAUUCAGAGGAGUGGGGAAGCUGAUACUGAGAGGCAGUCCCCAAGCAGGCUUGUUUCAGAUGGCAAGUUGGAGUCCUGUCCUGAAGUGGAUGUGGGGAAGCUGGUGUCUAGGAUGCAAGAUGGAGGAACCAAGGCCAUAUCAAAGGCCACCAAUGGACCUGUGCCAGGCUCUGGGCCCACCAAAGCACCCUCUUUCCAAAUAAAGAGACCAGCUCCUCGUCCCCUGACUCACCACAAGGAGGGAGACUCUGACAGUUUCAACAAAGUGCGGCCUCUAGGAGAAAAGCCAACCAUUGUCCGUCCUCCAGUGAGGCCUCCAGAUCCUCCGUGCCGGGCAGCUACUCCCCAAAAGCCAGAACCAAAGGCAGAUAUUGUGGUUAGCAAUGCAGGGGGAAUCUCAUCGUCUGUGGUGGCUUCCAGGACCAGGUUCUUUGAAACAGCUUCCCGAAAAACAGGAAGUUCUCAAGGAAGACUUCCUGGAGAUGAGAGUUGAGGCCUCAGGUUUUGAAAUCCUUGGUCUCAGAGGAUCCUCCACAGGUUCUGGAAGGGUCUUCUUCAAACCCUUGUGUGUUGAGUCAUUUUGUGCUGAGGAGAGCAGCUUCUUCCUGGCCUUG
This is a messenger RNA of Herpailurus yagouaroundi (jaguarundi), 1177 nucleotides long. RefSeq names its product oligophrenin-1-like. The transcript is spliced from 7 exons. Lineage: Eukaryota; Metazoa; Chordata; Mammalia; Carnivora; Felidae. Bases 1 to 1056 code for a protein of 351 amino acids. The record is from RefSeq and is a predicted model, not a curated record.